This is a messenger RNA of Saccostrea cuccullata (small rock oyster), 3192 nucleotides long. RefSeq lists its product as uncharacterized. The record is from RefSeq and is a predicted model, not a curated record. NCBI's taxonomy places the organism in Eukaryota, Metazoa, Mollusca, Bivalvia, Ostreida, Ostreidae. Gene Ontology annotation, biological process: DNA integration. Gene Ontology annotation, molecular function: nucleic acid binding. The transcript has 3 exons. Bases 1 to 3192 code for a protein of 1063 amino acids.
AUGUGUGAUGUGGAGAAGAUGUUCCACCAGUUUGUUGUACAUGAAGCAGACCGAGACUUCUUACGAUUCCUAUGGUGGGAGGAUGGAAACUUGGAUGCAGAACCCAAGGAAUAUCGUAUGAGAGUACACCUGUUUGGAGCGGCUUCCUCCCCAGGAUGUGCUAAUUAUGGACUCAAGUUCUUAGCCAAAAGCCAAGAAGAGCAACUUCAAGCUGCAUCAUUCUUUGUGCAGAAUAAUUUCUAUGUGGAUGACGGACUCACCAGUGUUGAGACGGAAGAAGAAGCUAUCAAGUUGAUACAAGAUGCACAGAUUCUGUGUGCCAAUGGUGGAUUGCGUCUACACAAAUUUAUUUCCAACAACAAGAACGUAAUAAAUUCUGUUGCUGAAUCAGAGAGAGCGGCAGAUGUUAAAGACUUAGACCUUUCACAUGAACAAUUACCUAUGGAACAAGCACUUGGUAUAAAGUGGAACAUUGAAGAGGAUGCAUUUUGCUUCAAAGCUGUCGACCAGAAUGCAUCUCCUACUAGGCGCAGUAUGCUAUCCAUUGUAGCAUCAAUAUUCGACCCAUUGGGAUUUCUCUCCCCUUUCACUCUGACUGGGAAACGGAUACUGCAGGAGAUGUGUCAAGGUAACAUAGGAUGGAAUGACCCUCUACCCGCAGACAGACUACUUGAAUGGGAAGCUUGGAUCAAAGAUCUACAGAACCUUGAUCUCAUCAAAGUCCCAAGAUGCCUCAUACCAAGUGAUUUUGGCAAACCGAUAACCUUUGAGCUGCAUCAUUUCUCGGACGCAAGCACAAAUGGCUAUGGACAGUGUUCUUACCUUAGAGUUGUAAAGGGAACGAAGGUACAUUGUGCUUUAGUUAUCGCAAAGGCAAGAGUAGCACCUCUAAAGGUUGUAACGAUACCUCGCUUGGAAUUGACAGCUGCAGUAUUGUCAGUGAAGGUCAGUUUAUUUCUGAAGAGGGAGCUGAAUCUACCUAUCAACAGAGAGUACUUUUGGACAGACUCUAAAGUGGUGCUUGGCUACAUCAACAACGAGGCUCGCAGGUUCCACGUAUUUGUUGCAAACCGUGUACAGAUGAUAAGAGAUGCAACAAAACCUCAUCAGUGGCUAUACAUUGAAUCUGCCAGCAACCCAGCCGAUCACGCCUCGCGUGGACUGCGUGCAUCUGAAGUUAAUGAUUCUUCAUGGUUGACCGGCCCUCCAUUACUAUGGCAGUCCAUCAUUGAAAGCAAAGGUGUUGAAACAGAGUUGCAACUUGGAGACCCUGAAGUAAGAUCUGCAAGAACUCUAUGCACCAAAACAAAGGCUCAUUCUAGUAUCCUUGACAUUCUAUCUCGAUUCUCAUCUUGGACCAAAAUGAUAUCCUUCAUUGCCAGAAUGCAGAGACUCUCCAAUGGUGUCAAGGGAACCUAUCCACCAAAUCCGAAUGAAAGACUUCAAGCAGAACAAACUAUCAUCAAGCACGUUCAACAUGAAACCUUUCAAGAUGCUAUCAGCGCUCUCGAGAAAUCUGAAGGGCUACCAAAGUCUAACUCCCUGAAACCCCUAGAGCCUAUUCUACAAGAUGGGAUACUUCGAGUCGGAGGCCGACUGAGGAAGGCAACCCUGUCUGAUGCUUACAAGAACCCAAUAAUCUUACCCAGAAAUGGUCAUAUCACGCACUUGAUUCUUUCACAUGCUCACAAGGAAACCUUUCAUCAAGGAAGAGGAAUUACCCUGAACAAGCUCCGGUCUCUUGGUUAUUGGAUUGUAGGAGGAAGUAAGACAGUAGCCAGCUACAUACGUCAGUGCGUUAUAUGCAGGAAGUUGAGACGACCGACAGAGACACAGAGAAUGGCAGACUUGCCCAAGGAGCGUAUGGAACCAUCUCCGCCUUUCACAUACUGCGGUAUGGACUGUUUCGGCCCAUUUAUUGUGAAACAGGGACGGAAGGAAAUAAAACGAUAUGGGUUACUAUUUACCUGCAUGUGCUCUCGUGCUAUCCACAUUGAGAUGUUAGAUGACAUGUCUACAGACGCCUUUAUCAAUGGUUUGCGCUGUUUUAUCGCCAUUAGAGGAACCGUGCGACAGUUGCGCUCAGACCAAGGAACCAACUUCAUUGGAGCUAAGAAUGAGUUCCAGAAAGCACUUAACAAGGAAAGAAUAUGUUCAUUCUUGGCAGAGAAACACUGUGAAUUUGUGUUUAACGCGCCCAGUGCUAGUCAUACAGGAGGUGUGUGGGAACGUCAAAUAAGAACCGUCCGUAACAUACUCAACGCCAUACUAUUACUUUGUCCUGGAAGGCUAGAUGAUUCCUCGCUGAGAACCGUAUUCUAUGAAGCGAUGUCUAUUGUAAACGGUCGCCCACUAACGGUUAGUGAGAUAGACAACCCAGACUCACUGGAGCCGCUUACUCCGAACCACAUCUUAACUGGGAAGACCACUUCUCCCCUUCCCCCUCCUGGAGAGUUCGUGAAGGAAGACAUAUAUGCCCGUAAACGUUGGAGACGUGUACAGUACCUUAUGGAACAAUUUUGGUCCCGUUGGAGACAUGAGUACUUGGCUCAGAUCACCUUACGACAGAAGUGGCAUGGAGUUCGUCGGAACAUCAAGGAAGGUGACAUUGUUCUGGUGAAGGACGUUGACCUGCCACGCAACCAAUGGCCUCUCGGUAGAGUUGUCGAAGCCAACCCAGAUGAUGAUGGUCUCGUACGGAGAGUCAAGGGGUCAGCCAGUCGACCUGUCUACCCGUCGACCUGUCAACCCGUCCACCUGUCUUCCGGUCCACCUUUCAGGCCGUCUACCUGUCAACCCGCCGACCCGUCUACCAGUCGACCUGUCCAGCCGUCGACCUGUCUACCCGUCGACCUGUCAACCAGUCGACCUCUCAACCCGUCGACCUGUCUACCCGUCAACCAGUCAACCCGUCGACCUGUCUACCAGUCGACUUGUCAACCCGUCGACCUGUCAACUAGUCGACCCUAUUUUAUUCCAGGAGACAGCUUGAGAAGCAAUGAUCCGUCUGGGAUGUACUUCAGUACCCCAGACAGAGACAAUGACAGGUGGAGUGAUAAUAACUGUGCUGCUGACUACAGAGGUGACUGGUGGUUUAUCCGCUGUAACAGAGCCUUCCUUAACGCUCCGUGGGCCCCUACAGUACGUGGAAUACCAUUAAAGAGGACGUUAAUGAUGGUCAAACGUAACUAA